Molecule: messenger RNA, 2622 nt
Organism: Colletotrichum scovillei
Lineage: Eukaryota; Fungi; Ascomycota; Sordariomycetes; Glomerellales; Glomerellaceae
Exons: 2
Coding region: 1-2622 (873 amino acids)
Biological process (GO): carbohydrate metabolic process
Source: RefSeq, a predicted model, not a curated record
AUGGUUCAACCCAAGAUCACGUCUUUGCGCUUCGAGCACCAUCCCACCGGGCUGGGUGUCUCUUCUCCUACCCCCCGCAUCUCAUGGCGCGUCGAGUCAGACCCUAUAGCAAAGGAUUGGCAGCAGACAUCUUACGAUAUUAAGAUCUCACGUGGCUCUGCGCCGGCCCAGGAAUUCCACAUCGAGAGCGCUUCGACAGUACUCGUUCCAUGGCCUGACACUCCUUUGGCAACAGGCGAAAGAGCGACAGUCGUCGUUAAGUCUUACGGGACCUCAGACAAUGCCCAGUUGGACUCUGGAUGGUCUUCGGAGGCAACAGUAGAGACCGCUCUGCUCUCGCGCGAUGACUGGAAAGCUACGCCCAUCACCGCACCCCCGCGUACUGCCUCGCACCCAGAUGAGAGAGGAAUCCGGUCGGUCCGAUUCCGAAAAGUGUUCGACUGCCCCGAUGUGAAAGGCGGCGGUAAUACUAGACUCUACAUCACUGCGCUAGGCUUAUACGAAGCGUACCUGAACGGCCACCGCAUCGGAGACGAGUGGCUCGCCCCCGGCUGGACUGCUUACCAGCAUCGCAUUCAGUACCAGGUAUUCGAUGUAGAGCAUCUCUUGAAGCCUGGUCAACGGAACGUUCUCACAGUGGAAGUCGGCGAAGGAUGGUACGCGGGCCGAAUUCUUUGGGGUGAGGGCUUAACCUGCUUCUACGGCGACCGCAUUGGUGUACUAGCUCAGCUCGAGAUCCGCGACGACGAUAGAACAGGGCCAGCUUUGAAGCUUGUGACGGACGAUUCAUGGGAGUGCAGGUCCUCACCAAUCGUCGGAAGCGACAUCUACGACGGUGAGACGUACGAUCUCGGCCUCGAAGUAAACGACUGGCAUCACGGCGACCACAGCGAAUGGACCACCGUUGAGACGCUACCGUUUCCGAAAGCCACACUCAUAGCAGCAUCCUCUCCACCAGUCCGCACCACUGAGACCGUCAAACCCAUCAAAGUCUUCAAAGACAUCAACGGCAAGACACUUGUCGACUUUGGUCAGAAUCUCGUCGGAAAACUCGUCAUCCCAGAGCUCGUGAAGCCAGACGGCCACCGGCUCACCAUCCGCCACGCGGAGGUCCUUGAAAACGGCCAACUCGGAACCCGCCCUCUCCGAGCGGCAAAAGCAACUGAUGCGAUCAUCUUUGGUGGCGGCCGAGUUCUGGAGAACUGGUCCCCUCACUUCACCUAUCACGGCUUCCGCUAUGUCGAGCUGGACGGCUGGGACGACGUGACGCUAAACUCACUCUCCGCCGUCGUCAUGCACACCGGCAUGCAGCGAACAGGCUUCUUCUCCUGCUCUAAUGACGAAGUCAACGCACUGCACCGCAACGUCGUCUGGAGCAUGCGCGGGAACUUUGUCUCUAUUCCCACUGACUGUCCGCAGCGCGAUGAGCGGCUGGGCUGGACGGGCGACAUCCAAAUCUUUAGCCCGACAGCCUCGUUCCUGUACGAUUGUGCGGGCAUGCUGAGCAACUGGAUGCGAGACGUGCUCCUGGACCAGAAGGACGCCGGCGGCAUUGUCCCGCUCGUGGUUCCCAAUGUUAUGAAGGAUGGGCCCUGGCCUUCUGUGCCGCAAGCAGUAUGGGAUGAUGUUAUUGUGCUAGUGCCUUGGACUUUGUAUAAGUGGUUUGGUGACGCGGGCGUCUUGCAAGAGACGUAUGCGGGUAUGAGAGACUACAUCAAGUCCAUCAAGCGCGGGAACGACGGUUUAUGGGAUUCUUCACUUUGGCAGACGGACGGCACCCUCGUCGCGGACGCCUAUCUGGUUCACGUCACCGGCAUCGUGUCCCAAAUCGCCAGCAUCAUCAAUCUUCCAUCUGAGGCUGAGGAGCUCGCUAGUGAACACAAACGGCUCAAGCAGCUCUUCCAAGAUAAGUACGUCACCAAAGCGGGCUUUAUCGUCGCGGAUUCCCAGACCGCGCUGGCACUGGCCCUACUCUUCGACUUACACGACACCACCGCCCAACGCGAAGCCGCAGCCGCAAGACUCGCGCGACUUGUGCAGUACUCUAAGUUCAGAGUAUCCACCGGCUUCGCGGGCACACCCGUGAUCCUGCACGCGCUGUCAGAGACGGGAUAUGUCCAGCAUGCAUACCGUAUGCUUCUAGAGACGGGUUGUCCCUCGUGGCUAUACCCCAUCCGCAUGGGUGCCACCACAGUCUGGGAGAGAUGGGAUAGCAUGCUAGAAGACGGGACAAUCAACCCGGGCGAGAUGACAAGCUUCAACCACUAUGCUCUCGGCAGCGUCGCGAACUGGAUGCACGCCGGUAUUGGGGGGCUGUCGCCGCUCGAGGCCGGAUGGAAGAGAUUCCAGGUUCGGCCCCGGCCCGGAGGGGACCUGCGACACGCCAGCGUCGAGUAUCUGAGCCCGCACGGCUUGGUCCGGAGUCGAUGGGAGAUUGGGUCGGGUGAGAAGUUUGUUUUAGAGCUGACGGUGCCGCUGAAUACGUCUGCUGUAGUUUCUUUGCCGGAUGGCGGGCAGGAGAGGACGGUUGGGUCUGGGAGUCAUGUAUUUGAGAGCCGUCUUGCUCCGGGACUCAGGGAGGCGUGGCCUCCCAAAGCUCUGUUGACGCAAUUUGGACUUUGA